GGAUUAUUCAGCUGUAUAAAGAGAGACUACGUCCAGAAAAUGGACCUUAUCACUCAACACAGAAUAAAGAAGGAGGCGCAAGAAUUUAUUGCCUCCAUUGAUCAAUCUGCUAUCUGCGAGCUAGCAACAUCAUUCCAUCCGGCGAAGAAGUGCUGUCGAAUAUUUGAUGAAGUGAAGAAAGGCGGGUUCAAUGUCUGCUUUCCAGUCGAAUUUAUGGAUUCACCGGGUGAGAGAUGGAUGGUCCGAAUCCCGAUUCUGCCACGCUUGGCUUUUCCAGAGGAAAAGCUACGCGGUGAAAUUGCUACAAUGAAAUUCAUCGCGGAAAAAACUACAAUACCUAUCCCCUGCUUACAUGGAUAUUCAAUUAAACAAGACAAUCCACUUGGCCUCCCAUUUAUGCUGCUGGAUUAUGUGGAAGGAAGGUCGCUCUUCACUGUGGAUAUUCGCAAGCUUCCAGAUCGCGAACGGUGUGAAUUUUUCAGCAAACUUGGUGAUAUCUAUAUCCAGCUGUUCCAGCACCAGUUUGACCGGAUUGGUGCUCUGACCUUGGAUGCGGAUGACGAGCAUUGGAUUUUUGAUCACAAUCGACCACUUUCAGUAUUAAUGAACGACCAGACCCUUGCAGGAAUUGAGCCAUGCCACUGGAUAGCACCCAGUCAAACAUUUCAUUCGACCAUAGAUUAUGCCUAUACAAUACACCAGGCUUUGCUUGACGACUUUCAUCAGCGGAGAGACAGUAUUAUAGGCAAAGAUGAUGCCUGCUCAUACAUCUACAGCUUGCACAAACUCCGUCAAUUUUUGAUGGAGUGGGUAAAGCCUGAAUACAACCAUGGCCCGUUCAUUUUGAUGCAUGGUGAUCUACGGUCUGCUAACAUACUUGUUGAUGAUGACCUAAAUAUUGUCUCUGUGUUGGACUGGGAAUGGAGCCACACCAUCCCUGUGCAGAUGUUUAUUCCUCCGUCCUGGCUUGAUGGCCUUGAGUUGGUAGGAAGCGCAAAAAUGCCCCACCGACUGCUCUAUGAAAGCAUGCUGUUUACUUUGGAAAUGGAAACAAGACAACGUGAGAGUGAAUAUCAUCCGGAGUGUCGGUAUCUUGACAACCUCCCAUUGGCCAAAAUAUGGAGGAAAACCCUCCGAUCUCCUGACCUUUUUAUCGCACACGGGCUCUUGCAACCCCUUUACCUUGGUAAUCUGUACUGGUCUGUGCUUGAAUAUGAUUAUUAUGGGAAUGACCGAAUUCAUUUUGAAAAGAGAAUGAAUGAUUUCUUCAGCCUAGAGAUACACAAGCCAGAGUUGGAAGCAGUACAGCAGAAACUUCAAGAACUCGAAGGGUUUGAAGUAGAAUGUGAUAUGCUUGGAAUUGAAAGAGAGACACGAGAGACUGAAAAGAGUGGGAACAACCAUUCAAACAAUACCCUUGGGAAACCAAGUGCUGAUUCACCUGCACCUUUGCAUCGUCCAAGAACUAGCCUCAAAAGCCUUGUACUGAAACUCCCAUGGCUAACCCAAACAAUGACACAUUCGCGCUGGGCAUUUAUCGGGACCACGCUCAUUGCAGCUUGUUGUGUCAUUAUCAUACAUCAGCGGAAGUGAUCGAGCGUAUUCAUUCAAGACUGCAAAAGCCGAAUGGAGGAUUCAAUUGCGACAAUUCUGUUGGUAGUAUCGAUAAAAUCUUUCUGGUGCUGAGCUAUCUCUUCGUCAAUUGUGAGUGUCGUCACGCCUGUGCGGGCGCCCCGCGCGUUGCGGGCGCUUGUUGAGAGCUGUUCUAACUCAUCGCGGCGCAGGUUGAGAUCGUUUAUGAAGCUAUUAAGUUGGGCUAGGCGUGCUUUAAGUUGUUCGAGCUCCAUUUUCUUCGCCUCCAGCUCAGCAAUGACGUCUUGACCCAAGGUUGGCGUGGUCCCAGACAUGUUGGAAGACUCAACGAGAUCACCAGUAACUUGCGGCGUGGAUUGGGUUUGUAACUAGCAACGCUAUAUAAUCAGUUUUAAUUUUCACUCAAGGGCUCUGCUCUUUGGUGGGAUUUGCGGUAGAAAUGGUGGGAUUUAUAUAUUCAUGGCGUUACGGAGUACAGCAGAUUCAAACUUGUCAUCCACAGGAUAUCGUCGGAGGGGGAAAUAAGGUGGGGGCACAAUUUAGAGGGGAGCCAAAAUAUUGGUCAAUCGAGAAAGGUGUUCGUGAGCAGGUUGAGGCAAAUGCCUUCUCAUCACUUCUUGGGACCUCUCAUACUAUUAAAAUCCAAGUAUUACUGUAUAGCUCUCAACCAAUAAUUUCAAUUUAGUU
This is a messenger RNA of Coccidioides immitis RS, 2280 nucleotides long. RefSeq lists its product as hypothetical. The record is from RefSeq and is a predicted model, not a curated record. The coding region runs from base 40 to 1593 and encodes 517 amino acids. The transcript has 2 exons. NCBI's taxonomy places the organism in Eukaryota, Fungi, Ascomycota, Eurotiomycetes, Onygenales, Onygenaceae.